Molecule: messenger RNA, 1329 nt
Organism: Emiliania huxleyi CCMP1516
Lineage: Eukaryota; Haptophyta; Isochrysidales; Noelaerhabdaceae
Exons: 5
Coding region: 1-1122 (373 amino acids)
Source: RefSeq, a predicted model, not a curated record
AUGCCUCCGCGAGUCGCUGCCCUCGCCGUCUGCCUCCUAGCCUACUCCGCCGUGGGCCAGGACCCCGACAGGCGCGAUGCCGCGAUAAAUUCGCCCGCGCACCAGGCGGCGAUGGCGCGGCCGGUGGCAGAGUGCGAGGCGCUUGCGAAGCAGGACCGACCCGGCCUCGACUUUACCGCCUGCCGAAAUCUGCGCGGCGCGAAUCUGGAGGGUCUAAACCUCGCCGAAGCGAUCCUCGACUACGCCGACCUCACCGGCGCGAGGCUCGGGCGCGCCAACCUCAUGCGCAUCUCUGCGCAAUACGCGAGCUUUGAGCGGAUCAAUGGGGAAGGCGUGAAGCUGGACGAGAGCGACCUACGAGGCACCACCUUUCGCAAAGCGAACCUGCAGUACGCCACAAUGACGGGACCUGCCAUCGCGCACGCCGACUUUUCUGACGCAGACCUUCGCCACGCAAACAUCCGCGCACUGUACGACGCCGACUCGGUCAAUUUUGAUCGCGUCGACCUGCGAGACACGACCGUGACCGACUGCCACCUGCACUACGGCUCGUUUGAGGACGCCAAGCUGCAGGGCUCCAAGUAUGAGGACAUCUCCUUCUUCUUCUCCUUCUUUGGCGGCGCCACGUGGACGGGCGCGGUAAUGAGCGACAUGGGCUUCGAAGGCGGACGCGCCAACCUGAUGAACACCAACUUUGACGGCUGCACCCUCGACCAGGUCCGCUGGGCGGGCGCAGUGAUGAGCCAGUCCACCUUCCGGUGGACGCACCUCAAGGAGGCGCAGCUCUCGAAGGCAAGGUGCUCAUACUGCGACUUCGAGGGGGCUAACCUUGCCCUCUCUGAUCUGAGCGGCGCGAUGCUCGACUACGCUUCCUUCGACAGGGCCGUGCUGACCGACGCAAAUUUCCAGCACGCCAGCGUGAGCAGGGCGAGCUUCUCCGACGCCGUCGGCAUCGACAAGGCGGACCUGAGCGAUGUCAAGGGCGACCCGAUCGGCGUCGAUUGCAGGGAAUCGUGCUGCGCGUGCGCGCACCCCGCCGGCGCCGCCGCGCAACCUUACGACCCGCAUGGAUACGGCACCCCGGCCGCGCUCCUGCAGCAAAUGAAGCGCAUGAAAGGUUAAAGCAACCAAGCGCGGCGGGCGGGGAGGGGGCAGGCAGGGGGCAAAGGCCGAGGGCAAAGGCCAAACAAAGCCGUGUCAGACGUGACGGCUCAAGGACGGUGCAGUCGUCUCGCUGGUUGACUAUCUUGGUGGUUGGUCGGCGCUACAUGCACAUGUGCAUGUGCAUGUAUGUCGUUUCGGUCGGGAAUUUUAAAUUCGGCAGCUGAA